AUGCUCCUGGCUGCUUUGUGCUUCCUACUCUGGAGUUUUCAGACCUCCACCGGCCAUUUCCCUCGAGACUGUGCCUCCUCCAAGAGCCUGAUGGAGAAGGAAUGCUGCCCACCAUGGAGGGGUGACGGGAGUCCCUGUGGCCAGCUCUCAGGUAGGGGUGCCUGUCAGAAUAUCGUUCUGUCUAAUGCCCCCCGUGGGCCUCAGUUCCCCUUCACAGGGGUGGAUGACCGGGAGUCCUGGCCCUCAGUCUUUUAUAAUAGGACCUGCCACUGCUUUGGCAACUUCAUGGGAUUCAACUGUGGAAAUUGUAAGUUUGGCUUUUGGGGACCAAACUGCACAGAGAAACGACUUUUGGUGAGAAGAAACAUCUUUGAUCUGAGUAUCCCAGAGAAGAACAAAUUUCUUGCCUACCUUACUUUAGCGAAGCAUACCACCAGCCCAGACUAUGUCAUCCCCACAGGCACCUAUGGCCAAAUGAAUAAUGGAUCAACCCCCAUGUUUAAUGACAUCAACAUUUAUGACCUCUUUGUCUGGAUGCAUUAUUACGUGUCAAGGGACACACUGCUCGGAGGGUCUCAAGUCUGGAAAGACAUUGAUUUUGCUCAUGAAGCCCCAGGUUUCCUGCCUUGGCACAGACUCUUCUUGUUGCUGUGGGAACAAGAAAUCCAGAAGCUCACUGGGGAUGAGAACUUCACUAUUCCAUAUUGGGACUGGCGAGAUGCUAAAGGUUGUGACAUUUGCACCAAUGAGUACAUGGGAGGGCAAAACCCAGCGAACCCUAACUUACUCAGCCCAGCAUCCUUCUUCUCCUCUUGGCAGAUCAUCUGCACCCGCCUGGAGGAGUACAACAGCCGGCAGGCUUUAUGCGACGGAUCUCCCGAGGGACCGCUACUGCGCAAUCCUGGAAACCACGACAAAGCCAGGACCCCGAGGCUCCCCUCCUCCGCUGAUGUGGAAUUCUGCCUGAGUCUGACCCAUUACGAAUCCGAUUCCAUGGAUAAAGCUGCCAAUUUCAGCUUUAGAAAUACACUGGAAGGAUUUGCUAGUCCACUCACUGGAAUAGCAGAUGCCUCUCAAAGCAGUAUGCACAAUGCCCUGCACAUCUAUAUGAACGGAACGAUGUCUCAGGUACAGGGAUCUGCCAACGAUCCUAUUUUUCUUCUUCACCAUACCUUUGUUGACAGUAUUUUUGAACAGUGGCUCCGAAGGCACCAUCCUCUUCAAGAAGUUUAUCCAGAAGCCAAUGCACCCAUUGGACACAACCGGGAGUCCUACAUGGUUCCUUUUAUACCUCUCUACAGGAAUGGUGAUUUUUUUAUUUCAUCCAGAGAUCUGGGCUAUGAUUAUAGCAACUUACAGGAAUCAGAACGGGACAUUUUUCAAGAUUACAUUAGGCCCUACUUAGAACAAGCAAGUCGAAUCUGGCCAUGGCUCACUGGGGCUGCUGUGGUGGGCUCGGUCCUCACCGUUGUGCUGGGAGGGAUCACUCGUCUAUUGUGUCGGCGUCACAAGAGAAAGCAGCUCCAUGAAGAAAAUCAGCCACUCCUCACGGAAAAGGAGGAUUACCACAGUUUGUUGUAUCAGACCCAUUUAUGAAAGGCUUAGGUAAUAGAAUAAGGCCAAAAAGGCCCUCACUUUAAAUCAAAUGAUGCUCAGGUCCCCAGGAGUUGUCCCCAGAGCAAUCCCUGACAUUUGUUUAUGAAGACUAUUAUCAGGAUUGAUACAAAGUGUACCCACUCCUCCUCCAAUUCAGGUAGAAUACACCUCUGCUUGCCUCAUUGUCAUUUAAUCAUUCCUUUAAUAGUUUUCCUCAAACCCAUAUUUCUAAGAAAAGGAUGCCAUUUAGUAAUGAGUAACUGCUACCUGUAUCUGAAUGAAAGUGCUAUUAUAAAAAUGUGGGAAUAAUUUUGAUCGUUCCUCCUGAUUGUUGAAUGAAAUGUUUCCUUUUAUUGUCCCCUUCCUUUGAUUUUAAUAAAAUAGUAACAAAUCCA
Molecule: messenger RNA, 1991 nt
Organism: Mustela lutreola (European mink)
Lineage: Eukaryota; Metazoa; Chordata; Mammalia; Carnivora; Mustelidae
Gene: TYR
Product: tyrosinase
Exons: 5
Coding region: 1-1596 (531 amino acids)
Biological process (GO): pigmentation; melanin biosynthetic process
Molecular function (GO): tyrosinase activity
Source: RefSeq, a predicted model, not a curated record